AACCACGACGCCACAUUCACUAAAACGUUACACAAAACAAUCAUCAAAUUCGAAUAACAAACCUCUCUUUCUCUAUAUAAUAUCCGAUUCCAUCCAUCAGAGUGAGAAACAAAAAGAGAUCACGAAAUGUUUCGAGUAAGCAACUUCGUUGUGGGUCUAGCCAACACGUUGAUAAUGCUAAUGGGCGCAUCAGCCAUUGGUUAUUCGAUUUACAUGUUCGCUCACCAAGACGUGACCAAUUGUGAAACAGCGAUUCGUACACCACUUCUCACGACCGGUGUCGUCCUCUUCGCGGUGUCGUUGCUAGGAGUGAUAGGAUCUUGCUUCAAAGAGAAUCUCGCCAUGGUCUCGUACUUGAUCGUACUCCUUGCGGGCAUUGUUGCGUUAAUUGGUUUUUCGAUAUUUCUAGUCUUCGUGACUAACAAAGGAGCCGGUCGUGUGGUCUCUGGUCGAGGCUAUAGAGAGUACCAGACAAUGGAUUUCUCGACAUGGCUUAACAGUUUCGUCGAUGGGAAGAGAUGGGUUGGUAUAAGAUCUUGUUUGGCUGAAGCUAGCGUUUGUGAUGAUUUGAAUGAUGGUCCUGUUAGUCAGAUCGCUGAUGAGUUUUAUCAGAAGAACUUGUCUCCACUCCAGUCUGGUUGUUGUAAGCCACCGUCAGAUUGCAACUUCGAGUUCAAAAACGCAACGUUCUGGACACCACCAGCGAAAAACGAAACGGUUGUCGCGACCCAUAACGGUGACUGCGGUGCAUGGAGUAACGUGCAAACGGAGUUAUGUUUCAACUGCAACGCAUGCAAAGCUGGAGUCUUGGCGAAUAUUAGAGAGAAGUGGAGGAACCUUUUGAUUUUCAACGUCUGUCUCAUCAUCCUCCUCAUCACCGUCUAUUCAUGCGGUUGUUGUGCUCGUCGUAACAAUCGUAUGGUUGGGAAAAGUGGUUUUAAUACAAUGGAGGAUCAGCUACGACAAUUAAAAGACAUAUUCGAUAGGUUCGACAUGGACGCAGAUGGAAGCUUAACCAUCUUAGAACUCGCGGCCCUGCUCCGUUCCCUCGGUCUGAAACCAUCCGGGGACCAAAUCCAUGUUUUGUUGGCAAGCAUGGACGCAAACGGCAACGGUUUUGUCGAGUUUGAUGAGCUCGUAGGCAAUCUCCCCGACCUGAACGAAGAGAUCGGCAACAACUCCGAACAUCUACUCGACAUUUUCAAAUCGUUUGAUAGAGAUGGUAACGGAUUCAUCAGCGCGGCGGAAUUGGCUGGAGCCAUGGCCAAGAUGGGGCAACCGUUGACGUAUAGCGAAUUAAGGGAGAUGAUCAAAGAAGCUGACACAAACGGUGAUGGUGUUAUUAGCUUUGGUGAAUUUGCUUCCAUUAUGGCUAAAUCUGCUGUUGAUUAUUUUGGUUUAAAAAUUAAUUCAUGAAUGAAAUGAUUUUUUUUUCUUUUUAUUUUCUUAGAAUUGAUGAUUGAUAUAUAAAAGAGAAAUAACGUUUUUUAUAAAAGAUGACCAAAAUCUCUCACAGGGAAAACACAGAUAUUGUUGAAACAAAAGGGAUAUGAAAUCU
Molecule: messenger RNA, 1558 nt
Organism: Raphanus sativus (radish)
Lineage: Eukaryota; Viridiplantae; Streptophyta; Magnoliopsida; Brassicales; Brassicaceae
Product: tetraspanin-11-like
Exons: 3
Coding region: 127-1416 (429 amino acids)
Biological process (GO): auxin-activated signaling pathway
Cellular component (GO): plasma membrane; plasmodesma
Molecular function (GO): calcium ion binding
Source: RefSeq, a predicted model, not a curated record